Molecule: messenger RNA, 2298 nt
Organism: Brassica oleracea var. oleracea
Lineage: Eukaryota; Viridiplantae; Streptophyta; Magnoliopsida; Brassicales; Brassicaceae
Product: receptor-like protein 12
Exons: 1
Coding region: 64-2298 (744 amino acids)
Molecular function (GO): protein binding
Source: RefSeq, a predicted model, not a curated record
UCGCUAUCGCGUCUACAUUCGUGUUUUGUCUCUAUAUUCUUACUCUUCGCUUCACACGUCUUAAUGAUGAACGCUCUUGUUUGUCGUCCUGACCAGAUCCAAGCUCUAAUGCAAUUCAAGAACGAGUUUGAGUCCAACGGUUGCAACCGCAGUGACUAUCUCAACGGAGUCAGGUGCGAUAACGCCACUGGUGCAGUCACAAAGCUACAACUCCCAAGUGGUUGCUUUACUGGAAUCCUCAAGCCAAAUAGUAGCCUCUUUGGAUUUAACCAUCUUCGUUACCUCAAUCUCUCUCACAACAACUUCACUUCUUCUUCACUCCCUUCUGAGUUCAGCAAUCUCAACAGACUAGAGGUUUUGUCUCUUUCCUUUAAUGGCUUCAUUGGUCAAGUUCCUUCCUCUAUUAGUAACCUAAUCCAUCUUACCCAUUUAAACAUUUCCCAUAACGAGUUCACUGGAAGUUUCCCACUUGUGAGGAAUCUAACAAAGCUCUCGUUUCUAGACCUUUCUUUUAAUAAAUUCUCAGGAGCCAUACCUUCUGAUAUACUAUUCACUAUGCCCUUCUUGACUCAUCUUGAUUUGAAAAAGAACAGUCUCACUGGUACAAUAAAAGUUCCAAACUCUCCUCCUUCAUCUAGGCUAGUGUUUUUAUCCCUUGGCCAAAACAAAUUCAAAGGGCAAAUCCUUAAGCCUAUCUCAAAGCUCAUCAACCUCAACCAUCUUGACGUUUCUUCCCUAAACACAACCUACCCAAUUGACUUACACAUCUUCUCUCCACUAAAAUCUUUGUUGGUGCUUUAUGUCUCUAGAAAUAGUUUAUUAUCAUCCAGUCUAAAUUCUUCGGAUAUCUCAUUGCACUUAGAAAGCUUGGUCAUGCGAGGAUGUGGCAUUUCCGAGUUCCCAACCAUCAUAAAGACCCUUCAAAACUUGCAGUAUAUAGACCUUUCCAGCAACAAAAUCAAAGGGAAAGUCCCUGAGUGGCUAUGGAAGCUUCCUCGUCUUACCAUAUUGAAUCUUGUUAACAACCUUUUCACCGGUUUGGAAGGUUCUUCAGAGGUUUUCGUUAAUUCAUCAGUGCAGUUACUGGAUAUUGCAUACAACUCCAUGACAGGAGAAUUCCCUAUUCCACCAACAAAUAUCAUCUACUUGUCAGCAUGGAACAACAGUUUCACAGGGAACAUACCUCUCCAGAUUUGCAACAGAAGCUCUCUCGUUGUUUUCGAUCUAUCCUACAACAAAUUCACCGGUCCAAUACCUCAAUGUUUGAGUAAAUUACGGAUAGUGAAUCUCAGGAAGAACAACUUGGAAGGAAGUAUACCUGACGAGUUCUAUAGCGGCGCUUUGACACAAACCCUUGACGUUGGCUUCAAUAGACUAACCGGGAAGCUCCCAAGAUCGCUUAGAAACUGCUCAUUUUUGAGGUUUCUAAGUGUUGACAACAACAGAAUCGAAGACACGUUUCCUUUCUGGCUCAAGGCUCUACCAAACUUGCAAGUCUUCACUCUCCGCUCAAACAGAUUCUUCGGCCAGCUCUCUCCUCCUGAUCAAGCCCCUCUCGCGUUCCCCGAGCUGCGUAUACUUGAACUAUCGGAUAAUAGAUUUACAGGGAGCUUGUCACCAAGUUACUUUGUUAACUGGAAAUCAUCAUUGUUCAAGACAGAUGAAGAUGGGCGUAUUUACAUGGGAGACUACAAGCAUGCUUACUUUGGAUAUGAAGAUACUAUGGAUUUGCAAUAUAAAGGUCUAUUCAUGGAGCAAGGGAAGGUCCUUACCUCCUACAGCACUAUUGAUUUCUCCGGAAACAAACUUGAAGGACAGAUUCCUGAGUCCAUUGGUCUCUUGAAGGCAUUGAUUGCGCUCAACUUAUCGAACAACGCCUUCACAGGCCAUAUUCCUCUAUCUUUGGCAAAUGUUACUGAGCUCGAGUCGCUAGACCUGUCAAGAAACCAACUCUCUGGGACUAUUCCUAGGGAACUUGGGAGGCUCUCGUUUUUGUCGUAUGUGAGUGUGGCUCAUAACCAGCUGAAAGGUGAAGUACCACAAGGGCCACAGUUUAGUGGGCAGGCUGAAUCAUCAUUUGAAGGGAACGAAGGUUUAUGUGGUCUUCCUCUCCCAAAAAGUUGCUUUGCGCCACCAACAGAACAACCUAAGGAAAAAGACGAAGAAGAAGAAGAGGAAGGAGUGCUAAACUGUAAAGCAGUGGUUAUAGGGUAUGGUCCUGGAUUGUUGUUUGGAUUAGUAAUGUCUCAUGUUAUUGCCACAUACAAGCUAAAGUGGUAUUUUGGUUGGUGCGGAUAA